AUGCAGGGAGGAGCUGGUGAAGGUGAGAAGGAGCAAGUCUCUGCGAUUGCUCUGAUCGGUCAUCAGGGAGGCGAUGCCUUUCGUUUCGUCCUUGGCAUCGGGAGGGAGGGCUAUUCAAAUCAGUUGCCGGUAUUGAAUCCGACGCUUCUUGACUCUGAGGAGGUGGAAGAGGAUGCGUUGGGUAGACAGAUGCGGGCGUACGAAAGGUUCAGACAAGGAGAGCUGGGAUGUUUUGAGGACACCAGCAGGCAUGAAACUUUCGCUGUGGUCAGCAACACCCUGGGGUCACACGAGGGGAAUGAGGAUGACAUUGCGCGAAAGUACCCGAGCGAAGGUUUUCAUGGGCAGGACCCGCUAGCAAGCAAGUAUGAAGUUGUUCAAGGCGAAAGAUUGUUUAAGUACACGACAAAGGGAGCAAGCAGCGAGGAGGUAGACAAUUCAAACGAAACAUCCUUUCGAGGAAAGAGGGAUAAUGACUGGACUGUAGUACUCAUCCGGAGGCUCCCAAAGUGCAAUGACGACAAAUUGGGAUUGACUGAGUCGUCGAUCGACAAGUACUUGCCGCAGAACUACAUCCCUUGCGCUGAUGACGGGCAUGGUGCGCAUGUGCUGUUGAGAGACGCUCCUCGACUGCAAGUCCAACUGUCUUUGAAUCAUCAGCUCUGGCGGGCAAGCACGGAAGGCGACAUCGAUGAGGCUGAACGACUGCUCAACUUGGGCGCUGAGGUCAACAUAGAUUUCUGGUUCUCCGAGAAAGCAGAGACCGAUUCCUCCAACGCCGAGCUUGAAAUCUACUGGCAGAAUACAAUGGAGGAGGAUUGGGGGAGGUUCGGAGAUGCGAACCAAGUACGAAAGGUAGCAGAGGUCUUGUGUACCAUCAGGAAGUAUGGGGUCAGAAGCAGCCCGUCGCAAAAUCAGACCCCCAAGAAGAGACUUCAGUGGAUAUCAUCGGCCCUCCGCAUCGUCCAGGAGCUGAAGAUGCAAUCUUGGUUUCUCUACUUGCACCAUUAA
Guillardia theta CCMP2712 is the source of this 1011-nucleotide messenger RNA. RefSeq lists its product as hypothetical. The record is from RefSeq and is a predicted model, not a curated record. Bases 1 to 1011 code for a protein of 336 amino acids. Lineage: Eukaryota; Cryptophyceae; Pyrenomonadales; Geminigeraceae. The transcript is spliced from 13 exons.